Molecule: messenger RNA, 495 nt
Organism: Cladocopium goreaui
Lineage: Eukaryota; Dinophyceae; Suessiales; Symbiodiniaceae
Source: the annotation of a GenBank genome assembly
AUGGCGAAGGAAGCACAUAGCCUCAGCUUGGUGCAGGAGCUUGAAUCCUCCUCCACCUCCACCGAUGAGUUUGCCAGCAAUAGAAAGGUGCAGCGAAGCUCCUCGGAGCGCUCCUCGCGCCGGAGGGAAAAACUCCGGAAGAAGCGAGAACAGCAGCUUCAAGACUUCUUGACGCUUCAUCGAUUUCCAGAUGCCUUUGAGCCAAGAGUGACCAAGCAGAAAUGUUUGCCUUUCCUCAGAGGAAGCGAAGAGCUGAUGUAUCCGAUCCACGUCGCAGCUGCCAAGGGCGAUAGCAAGAUCCUGCGACUUCUCUUAGAUGCAGGAGUCGACGCCGCGCAACGCACCUCUAAGGGUCGCUUGGCCAUUGACUUGGCCCGCGCCAACGGCUGGGUCGAGGCCGCUGAGAUCUUGGAGAAUCCCGUGAAACCCGUGAAGGUCAGAGACAUGUUAAAGAGUGUGGAGGCGGAGAAUGAGUACACCGAACUCUACUUGUAG